Messenger RNA from Oncorhynchus kisutch (coho salmon), 5505 nucleotides. Its product is annotated as protein Shroom4. Gene Ontology annotation, cellular component: adherens junction; cortical actin cytoskeleton; apical junction complex. The transcript is spliced from 11 exons. NCBI's taxonomy places the organism in Eukaryota, Metazoa, Chordata, Actinopteri, Salmoniformes, Salmonidae. Bases 159 to 4130 code for a protein of 1323 amino acids. Gene Ontology annotation, molecular function: actin filament binding. The record is from RefSeq and is a predicted model, not a curated record. Gene Ontology annotation, biological process: actin filament organization.
UUUUUUGAGCCCUCCCCCCACCUCUCUCACACUCAUUCCUCUGUCCGUUCCGGUGGUAGACCCGUGAUGGAGACUCAGAGUUCUUAAACUGCGCCGGUAGAAAAGUGACUCCUCGUGGUCGAUUACGGCGAGGAUAAUAACGGUAAAAGAGAUCGAGAAUGGAGACGGUUGAGCAGCUCGUUUCGUUUAACCAUAUCCAAGUCCAGCUGAAGGGAGGCUCGCCUUGGGGCUUCACGCUGAAAGGAGGUCUCGAACACGGAGAACCGCUCAUCAUCACUAAAAUAGAAGAUGAUGGAAAGGCAGAACAGUGUAACAAGCUGAGGGUGGGAGAUGAGCUGGUGAAUAUUAAUGGAUCAGCCCUGUAUGGUUCACGACAAGAGGCCCUCAUCCUCAUCAAGGGAUCCUAUAGGAUACUGAAGAUCACCGUACGCAGACGCAGUAUACCUGUGAUCAGGCCUCACUCCUGGCAUCUGACCAGGCUGUCAUCAUCAGAGUCCCCCCCCAGUUCUACCCCUCUCCCCGCUCUCCCUGCCGACACCCUCCCCCCUCCUCCCCCCCCUGCCCCCCCCUCUGCCAUGCAGCUCCACCCUGGGCCCUACACACUACCCUGGCACUCGACAGCAGACACCAGUGAUCUGUCUAUCCAGUGGAAUCAGCUCUCCAGACACUACUCCACAGACCACAGCAGUUCUUUAGGUAGCAUGGAGAGCCUGGAGCCUCCUAGCAGCCAAGUGUACUACGAUUCCCAGAAUUCACCAGUGGACCCUGCCAUCUUCAACAACAAGAGGGACUACAAUUCCCCUGUUGACCCCGGCAUCUUCAACAACAAGAGAGACUACAAUUCCCAGAAUUCCAUAGUAGACCCUGCCAUCUUUAACAACAAGAGAGACUACGAUUCUCAGAAUUCCCCAGUGGACCCUGUCAUCUUCAACAACAAGAGAGACUACGAUUCCCAGAAUUCCCCUGUCGACCUUGUCAUCUUCAACAACAAGAGAGACUCUGCCUAUAGUUCUUUUUCAGCUAGUUCUAAUACGUCUGACUAUACUGUCUCACUGAGGCCUGGUGAAGCCUGUUCCAUGGACAAUAUCCUCCAGAGCCUGGGGCCAGGGGGGCCCACCAGCCAGGGGUAUGCCUGCGGCGAUGCACCGUCCCUGGGGAGGGAGUCAGGCGAGCCCCAAGAUGAGACCAGGACCUCUGCCUUACUAAAGUCUGGGUCACUGACCAGACCCAGAGUGAGGCGGCCAGAAGCGAAGGAGAGACCAUCUUCAUACUGUUUUGAGGACGAGAGGAGGAAGGGAGAAGGGGAGAUGGGUGGAGGAGAAGGGGAAAGGGAGGUUUCGAGUCCCCCCCAGCCACCGACCAGGAAGGACAGUUUCAGGGCCACCCGGGGUUGCUCCGGGGUCACAGAUGUCAAAGUACAACGAUGCAUCCCUGACCCCGUCGGAAUUCCCAGCCUUUCCCAUUGCCAUGCCGAAGACGAUGACGACGAUCUUCUGAACAUUCCGGGCGUUCUGAGCAACAACAGCUAUCCUGCUACUAGUGAGACGUCAAAGACUGAGGGAAACAGAAAUGGAAACAGGGUUGGGAAUUUCAAAGGUGAUUCCUUAGAGCAGUACUACACCCUUAUCUCCAAGAAAAAAAGUUCCCGUAAGGACAGCAACUCAGUGAUCCAGAAUAGCCACCCAGACCCCCUUUCCCCCCUCCUCCCUGCUCCAGAGAUAAGCUCCACUUCUCCCAUCUCAAGCUCCGGCCCUCCUGACACCUCCAUAGAUCCAGAACCCUUAGGGGAGCCCAGCCACCUCCUCCCCCAGAACAAGCACUCCUCAUUAGGUCUCUACAGACACAGCGCCCCUGAGAAACUCUUGUCCCAGCUACGUCUCCUAGAGUUCUCCAGCGACCCCUCAGACCCUUCAGACCGUAGCUCCGCCUCCCCCUCCAGCUCCCAGUGGUCUCAUUCCCCCUUUCACCCCACCAGAGAGAACCUAUCUGAGGAUCUAGGGAGUAACAACGCCCCUGUCCAACUCCAGGAGAACCAGGGGAAGUGGGGAGAGGGUGCUGGAGGAGGAGGGAGUCGCUGCUCUUCCCCAGGAUCGGUGGACAUCGAUGGGGUUAGAGAGGCAGAGGAGAUGGGAUUGGUGGUAGGGGGGGCUGCUGCUACUCUCCUCUCUCCCAUCCAGCUCCAACACCCCUGGGCUAGGUCAUUGAGUGUACCAGGAUCAGAGAAGCCUUCUGGAGGCUGUAACCGGGGAGGAGUGAGCUCUGAGCGGGUACGGAAGACAGACUUUGCGCCUCUCAGUGCUGCAGCAAGUGUGGAUAGCCUACUUGAGGAGAAUCUGAGAGGAGGAGGAAGAGAAGAAAGAAGAGGAGAAAGAGAGGCUGAUGAUGAUGGAGAGGUGCUGAUGAAGAAACCCAGGAGUCACCGUUCGUCCCGGUCACGCCGCCGCAGCGAACGCUUCGCCACGAACCUCCGAAAUGAGAUCCAGCGCAAGAAAGCUCAGCUGUCGAAGAGCAAAGGCCCAGGAGGGUUGCUCUACGGCGGGGAGACGGUCGAGGAAGAAGAGGGUCCUGACCUGGAGGACCUCCAGAGGGAAGAGGUUGACGAUCUCAAGGAAAGGUGCUCCCAGGAAAGGUGCUCCCAAGGCAGGUACACCUCGUCUGAUGACAGCCGAUCAGCUCCAGCCCCUGGAAGUCUACUGGCCUCUACUUCCACACCCCAGCUCCACCAGCUGUCCCCAACCCCAGUUUCAGCUCUGCAACCCCCCAGGGAUGAAGAUCCUGAACCACCAGAGGACCAAGACCAAGCGUCAGACCCAUCCAGGACCACCCAGAGGUUGGUUCCAGCCAUGCCCCGCUGCGAUGUGGGAAUCCAGGUGGUGGAGGAGCAAGAUCCAGCUGGUAUGGCUCGCCAAUGGAGGUGGACGCCCGAACACAAUCUCCAACUGGAAAUGGACACCGACCGUCAGGGCGAGAGGGUUACAGGGGCCCUGGGGUUAUCAGGACGAGGAAGAGCAACCUCCUCCUCUUCCUCCACCAUCACUCGUUCUUCUCGUACGGAGGAGUGUGAUGUUCUUCCUUUCGCGGAUCGUUGUAAGUUCUUUGAGGAGACCAGUAGGAGUAUGUCUGUGUGGAAUCUGCCAGGCCUGACGAGUCGAAGACAGAGGCCAGAUAGACACGGGAGGCAGCCUCAUCCAUCCACGCUGGAGAAUCAGGGAGGGGGCUACGGACAGGGAAAAGCCCAGCGGAGGUACUCGUACCAGGGGGGAAUCCAGAAGGAAAGUCCCCUAUCGAUUACAACCAUGGAGACCCGGAGACAAUUGAUUUGCAGCAACAGGGAUAGAGAAAAGGAGGGGGAGAGAGAAAAGGAGGGGGAGAGAGCGAAAGAGAGGGAGAGAGAGAAGGAGAGGGAGAGAGAAAAGGAGAGGGAGAGAGAGGAGUAUCCUGUCCCAUCCCAGCCGUUACCGCGGGAACAAACACAAAUCAACAGGAAGUUCAGCCUGACCGAGAGUCAGAUGAAAGACUACUGCUCAGAUGCCAGAGAUACUGACCACGAUGACCAACUGUCUUAUAAGAAACAGUUGAUGGAGAGUCUCCGUAAGAAGCUAGGAGUUCUGAGAGAAGCACAGAGAGGUCUACAGGAAGAUAUACGGGCUAACACACAGCUGGGAGAAGAGGUUGAGAGCUUGGUGCUAGUGGUCUGUAAACCCAACGAGGUGGAUAAGUUCAGGAUGUUUAUCGGGGACCUGGAUAAGGUUGUCAGUCUGCUGCUGUCUCUCUCUGGUCGGCUACUGAGGGUGGAGAGCUCCCUGGCCAACCUGGACACUGAGACUGGACACCACGAGAGGCUCCUCCUCCUGGAGAAGAAGCGACAGCUACAGGUCCAGCUGUCUGAAGCCCAGGACCUGAAGGAACACGUUGACCACAGAGAGCAGGCUGUAGGAAAGGUCCUGGGACGAUGCCUCUCCCCAGAACAGCACCGUGACUACAGCCACUACGUGAAGAUGAAGGCAGCAUUACUAGUGGAACAGAGACAGCUGGAGGAGAAGAUCAGACUGGGAGAGGAGCAGUUAAGGGGGCUGAGGGAGAGUCUGGGGUUGGGGUUAGGGCUGUCCAUGGGCUAUGGACACUAUUAAACCAACCAGGAAACCUUAAAGCUGGGGUUAGGGCUGUCCAUGGGCUAUGGACACUAUUAAACCAACCAGGAAACCUUCAAGCUGGGGUUAGGGCUGUCCAUGGGCUAUGGACACUAUUAAACCAACCAGGAAACCUUAAAGCUGGGGUUAGGGCUGUCCAUGGGCUAUGGACACUAUUAAACCAACCAGGAAACCUUAAAGCUGGGGUUAGGGCUGUCCAUGGGCUAUGGACACUAUUAAACCAACCAGGAAACCUUAAAGCUGGGGUUAGGGCUGUCCAUGGGCUAUGGACACUAUUAAACCAACCAGGAAACCUUAAAGCUGGGGUUAGGGCUGUCCAUGGGCUAUGGACACUAUUAAACCAACCAGGAAACCUUAAAGCUGGGGUUAGGGCUGUCCAUGGGCUAUGGACACUAUCACAUUGACAUGGGAAGAGCCUCAGUCUUGGCUUGGGUGGUUGGUCUAGAAAUAGAGGAGAACCUUGUUGGACUGGUUAGGGAUGGGACAUGGGAGGAUGGGCCUGGGGCAUUGGCUUUACUGAAAGGCCAGGAAGAAGAGAAGGUUAGUGGGUUAUGGGAGGGCUUGGGGUUGGAGAUGGGCCUGGGGUAUAGGCACUAUGGGGAGACAGCCAUCCUACACACUGAGACCCUACAGGAUGGGGAUAUGGGUACCACUGAACAACCCCAGUACGUCCUAAAAAAAAGUGCUGCCCAACUUUUCAAAAAACACUUCAGUCCAUUUUUCUUGACACUCAAAACUUCUUGAGAGUGUUUUAAGUCUUCACUUGGUAGUAUUGGUGAAUUAAAAACACACCUACCCUUUGGUGUUACAUUGGGGAUCAUUAACUUACCGACAUGAUCCCCACAAUCACAUGAUGGACGUUGUUGUUGUUUAGUGAACGUGUGUUCCUGAAGAGGCCUGGAGAAAGUAUUUAUUUAUUUAUAACUUCUCUGUAGACGACAGAGAGACUCUGGGGUGCUAGAAGAGUAUUUUUCCGUUAAACUGUUGAACAUAAUCAAAUAAUCUGUGCAGAAAAAGAGAGAAAAGCUCCUUCUUUCUCUCCACUCAUAAUCCAUUAUGUCCCAAUAUUAUCUCUACCAUACUACUUAGCAUCCAUGGACAACACAUUAUUCACUACAUACUCAGUAGUUUACAGUAUCCACUCAUAAUCCAUUAUGUCCCAAUAUUAUCUCUACCAUACUACUUAGCAUCCAUGGACAACACAUUAUUCACUACAUACUCAGUAGUUUACAAGUGUGAAUGUUGAGAUCCCGAUGACAUACAGUUGAAGUCGGAAGUUUACAUACACCUUAGCCAAAUACAUUUAAACUCAGUUUUUCACAAUUCCUGACAUUUAAUCCGAGUAAAAACUCUG